AUGACUCUUAUCAAUAUUUUUCAUAUGGAUAUCUUUAAUUUGGGAUUAAACGACUUUUUUGUUAUCAAGAAUAUCCUUUACAUGUUGUUCAGAAGAAUCCAACUGCCAAACAAGCCUCUGGUGAUUUCAUCUCUGGGAGACUCUAUAUACAUUGGAGAUGCCCGUGGGUAUGUAUAUGAGAUGAAGCCUCCAUAUAUUACUCCGAUGGUUAUAUUUCAAUCGCCUGGACCUGUAUCUGCAUUAGCCAUUGGAAAACAAGUGUAUUAUGGUAACUGGGAUGGGGAUGUGGGAAUUGUUGGAGGAAGGAAGAUUAAUUUAGGAAAUCAAAUAGUGAAGUGCAUGGCGAUUCACAAAGGUAGAAUCUAUGUGUCUGUAGGGCUGAUGAUAUAUAGUUUAACCCUUGGUCUGGAGAUAGAAUGCUCUUACGAGGUUAAACAUAAGGUUCUAUGUAUGAGUGAUUUUCAAGGGUCUAUUUACUGUGGAAUGGGUGUGCCGUUUCUGUUGCGUAUUCAUAAUGGGGUUGAGAUUAUUGGAAGGAGUUUGCAUGACACAUCCAUCUUCUGCAUCUGUGGAGAGUAUACAGGGUCUGCAGAUGGAAGAGUUUUGAGACAGGACUAUUCUGAUUUGGAUAAUGCCGAAGAGAUCUACAAAGGAGAUAGCUGGAUUAGAUCGAUGUACAAUCAGUAUCUAUUCUCUGAUGGAAGAAGUGUGAUGGCAGACCUUGACAAACUAAAAGGGAAUGGAGGUGGAGGAAUAAAACCUAUAUAUUCACAUGAGGAAGAUGUAGUUGGUGUAGUCAAAGUAGGAGGCAAGAUUAUUUCGAUUGGGCUAGACUAUUGCUACUGUGUCUUUGAGAUCACACCAAGCCUUAGUAUAGAGGAAGAAAUGGAGAUAGCAGAGCUUAUGAACGGGUGA
Molecule: messenger RNA, 915 nt
Organism: Encephalitozoon romaleae SJ-2008
Lineage: Eukaryota; Fungi; Microsporidia; Unikaryonidae
Exons: 1
Coding region: 1-915 (304 amino acids)
Source: RefSeq, a predicted model, not a curated record